GAAUUCGAAAACGUUGGCUUUUUGUUUUCGCGUAGACGGAAAACAUUUUGAAAACGGAGCUUUUCGAAGGCGAUGGCGUUCCGACAAUCGCAUGAUUUUUCUGACCGAGUUUUCGUCAAACACAAAUCCAAAAUGACCGGUGAUUGUUGCAUUUUUAAAUUCAGAAGGCGUAGUGUGAACGGAAAACAUUUGAUGAGUUUUCAGAGUGAAACUUCCGUUUUCAAAUUCUCCUGGCCUAGUGUAGACGGGGUCUUAGGUGAAACAUACAAAACUACCAUUAAUGAUAAACCAAAAGAAAACAGGGGCAAGGAUGAUAAAGACUAGAAGACUGAUGUAUUACGUGAAAGAACAAAGGUUCUCCCUUUUGAUCACACAAUCACGCUAAGUUUGUUUUCGGUCUCGUGACUACGCGCCUGCGCCAUAUGACACCCACAUCGAGCUGAUCUUGUCAAAAACGCGCUUUAGGCAAGUAUCGAUCCCCUUCUUCUUCCACCCCUUGGUUUAAGAUUAAAGAACAAUUGAUUCUAGGUAUUUCUGGGUUAACUCCACUAUAGAAGUGGAAAGAAGCUUUCCCUCUCUCUCCACCAGCCUCCCCACACUCGCCUCCCACCACUCCCCACGCAACAAAUUUUGUCGAUCCAGUCCCUUUUCUCGCCCAGAAUUGCGCCUGGCAACAUUCGACCUCAACCGCACAGUUGUCACUGGGUUAACCAUAUCACUGCCGUAUUGUGCACUGUAAAAAAUGUGGUUGUCUUGCGGUUGUCUUGCAAUGUAAAGGUUGUUUAAUUCACCUAGUACCGCCUAGUAUAACUGGCUUCAGAAUGCAAGUGUUGUAUUUACAGGAUGAAAACAUCAGAAAUACUCGGAACCAAGAGUGACUGUCGCGUUGCACUGCUCCCUCUGAACUAAAUCCUCACCUAUGAACCUAACCGAGCUGCCGUUGGAACUGAUAGACGAAAUACUGAAGCGUCUAGAUGCGAUUUCUCUCGCUAAAUCUCGGCAGGUUUGCCGUUCAUGGCUGUCUUUACACUCGCAGCCGAAAUACAAGCUACUUUGGAGACGGGCUUGCUUCAGAGAUAUUCCUGGGGAUGUUUUGAUCGAAUUAACUGGAAGUGGAUAUAUUGACGAAACACCAGGCAGACUAAGUGACUCUGCAGAGAAUAUUCAAGUAGAAAACAGUAGUAUUGACUGGAAAGCUAUUUAUCAGAAGUGGUUUAGAAGCCGCCAUAUUAGAAAAUGGCCUUCCAUGAUAACAGGACUUAAGGGUCACAGAGGGCCAGUUUGGGAUGUGAAAUUCUCAGGUGCAGACCGAGUUGUAACUUGUGGAGAUGAUGGCACCAUUCGCAUAUGGGACAGCUGGUCAAGUCAUUGUAUUGCAGUUCUUUCAGGGCAUCUGGAUGCUGUUCUCUCAAUCUCUCUGAGGCAGAUAACAGGUAUUUCACUCAACACAGAUAUCCCCCAUGAUCUCAUUGUAUCAGGUUCCAAGGACUGCUCAGUUAAAGUUUGGAACAUGAAGAAACCAAAUACCACAGCAGCUCUAACAUGCCAUGGCCAUACUGCUUGUGUUAAUUGUGUCGCUGUCAUAGAGAAUAUUGCUGCCUCUGCAUCUGAUGACUGUUCUGUUAGAGUCUGGGAUAUUGUUACAGGUCAUUGUAUUCACACACUGUGUAACCUAGGUGACUGGGUGAAGUAUGUGAGGCUUUGGCAACAUGAUACACUACUUUAUGUUACUGAUAACACUCAGUUGGGUUUGUGGUCCAUUAAACAUGGGGAGCUUCUAUCAUCUCUUAAACUAGCAGAUACAAGAGGUCAGGGCUACUUUCCAAUGACUCCUGGAGUUCAAGGUGCUGUUCUCAGGGGAAAAACAGCUUUGGUCUUGACUCACUCUAAAGGACUCUUUGCAUGGGAGAAUAAAUCUGAUGGCAGCAACAUUGUUCACAACUUCUCUUUGAUUGGUCCACAUUCUAACAGUGUUCAACGAGGAGAAUGUUUGGCCAUGCAUGGAGCAUUGGCUGCCAUAGGAACUCGUUCUGGAGCAGUCUAUGUGUAUCAUCUUGAAGGAAACUGGGAAAAUCAGUUCACCAAGGUUCACCAUGUGCUGCAUGGAUAUCAUGAUCCUGUCAAUGCAGUUUGUCUUGAUGAUGAUGGCGAAGGUCCUUCCCUUGUCACUGGAGGUGACGAUGGCAUCGUCAGGAUUUAUCGUUGGUUCCCACCUAGCAUUUAGGUUCAAGGCACAAGACUGAACUCUCUUGCUGUAGCUGAUUAAAUAACUUCUUUUCCUUUGCUACUGAAGGAAAAGAUCUUGAGCUGUUUAAGUCAGGGUUGAACCUUAAAUCUUAUGUUCAAAUGUACCUUGCUUCAGCUGAUCAUGAAAAGGUUAAUUUUACUUAUUAGCAAGACAAUGUUUACCAAAGAUACUUAGCUUAAGAAAUGGCGAGUUCCAAUGGUUUUGGUGUGUUAUUUCUGCCCCAAUUGGAAACACGCAGCAAUAAUAUAUAACAUAACUUAAAAUCUCUAACAACAGGUUACAGUUCUUCAUUUCACAUCAGUUGUAAGAAAGUAGCUGGCUGUGGUUGUUGUUUAUCGGUUAAAAUCAUAAGAUAUCACAGCAGAACAAAUUUAUUUUUAAAGACAUGUUAAGAUUUGUCUAUGGUUAUUAAGACCAAUCAAUCAAAUUACUUUAUGUGUAGUAAAAGCAACAGUUUUGUAUAUUUGUUCCAAUAAUUAUAUUAGCAUACAAUAAACAGACAAGUUCUUCACUAUCGGCAAAUACUGUCGGUAACUACUGACCUAAAGCUGUUUAAUAAAACAUGCAAAUCAUUCUUUAUAA
This is a messenger RNA of Orbicella faveolata, 2830 nucleotides long. RefSeq lists its product as uncharacterized. The record is from RefSeq and is a predicted model, not a curated record. Lineage: Eukaryota; Metazoa; Cnidaria; Anthozoa; Scleractinia; Merulinidae. Gene Ontology annotation, molecular function: protein binding.